UCAAAUAAAAUGAAUAGUGUUCUUUUAAUUGUUGUGAUAUAUUUGACGUAAAAAGAAAAUUAUAAAUUUGUGAGUGUAUGUAUAUAAACGUAUGGCGUUUCCAUGGAGACAACACAAAUUAACAUUAUGCCGACGUCAACAUCAUCGUCGACGACAAGUUUAUAUUUUCAAGGUCGUGGACGGCGAAAACAAGCGAAACCACGACGAAAACAAGUUGCGGUAGAUCUCGAAUGCAUAAACAAUGGUUUCGACGAUAUACCAACAAUAUCCCUUGAAGAUAGCGAACCUCCAGCAAAACUAGCAAAAUCAUCUUCACCAAUCACCUUAAAUAAUACAAUCAAAUGUGAUAACAUUAUAAAAAUGUCACCAAAAGACUGUUUAAAAUUUCCUUCUUCAACCAAUAAUCUUAAUCAUAAUAAUAAUAACAAUCAAAAUGGCCACAUACAAUCCAUAAAAUCAUCUUCAUUAUCACCAACAUCAACGACGUCUUCAACAAUCAUCACGACCAACAAUAACAACAAUUGUGUGAAAAAGACAAAUGGCUACCAUUAUGAUAAAUAUGAUAGUGUUAUAGUAAACAAUCAAAAUUCAUUAACAAAUAAAAUUAAUGAGCUACUAAAUAGUGAUAAUAUUGAUAAUUAUACGACAUCGACAUCUGAAACAGUGAUUAUAAAAAAUGAUGAAAUUGAUGAGGAUUUUGAUGAUGAUGAUGAUGAAAAUUGUAGUGUGCCUGAAAAUAAUAAUGUGCCUGAAGAUGGGAAUAUUGAAGAGUUGUUACAGAGAUCAGAUACUGCUGUUGUUUUUCCUGAAAAUGUUAUAUCGUCCAAAAAUAACAAUAAUGUUCCAUUAAUUCCAACCCCAAUUCCAUCAACAAUAAGUGUACCGGAAAAUGGGUCUCAAAUACAAGCGAAAAACUUGGAAAUUUUUCGUCUGGAUAACGGAAAAAGUCAUGGAUUCGUUGAGAAUGGACCAUUUGUAUGUUCUCAAUGUAGUUUAUCGUUUAAUUCACGCGACGAAUAUGAAAAACAUGAAUUACUCCAUCCACCCCAAUCGCAAGUGAGUUGUAAAAUUUGCAACAAAAGUUUUGCAAAUGUUUAUCGCCUACAACGACACAUGAUCAGCCAUGAUGAAAGCACAAUGCUUAGGAAAUUUAAGUGCGACCAAUGUGAAAAAGCUUUCAAGUUUAAACAUCAUUUAAAGGAACAUAUUCGAAUUCAUAGUGGAGAAAAGCCAUUUGGUUGUCAAAAUUGUGGUAAACGUUUUUCACAUUCUGGCUCAUUUUCCAGUCAUCAAAAACUUCUCAAGGCAUCAAAAAAAUGUUUAAGUGUGAAUGUUAAAUUGAAUGGAAGAAAUCGGAAUAACUCAACGUCGGUUAUUAAACCAGCACCUUCAACCGAUGCAGUUCCAUCAAUUCAGCCUCAUAAUAAUUUUUUACCAAUUCUUCCUAAAUAUCAUGAGGCAUCCAGUACAUACUUAUCAACAGUUUUACCAACACAAAGUAGUUUGCCAUUAAAUUUUAUACCGACAACCGAACAAUUGCGACAAUAUUUAACAAGUCAAACGUAUUUACCACAAAUUUCUUUGGCAGCAAUGAAAACAGAUUCACAUGAAGAUUCGUCGAAGAAAAGUUUAUCCUCAUCCGAAGAGAAUUUGGUAAUUGUUGAGGAUAAUUUUCCAAAUGGAAAUGUAACACCUAAAAAACAAUAUUAUCAAGAUUCACCAAUGUAUGAACUGGAAAAAAAUGAGGAUUCAGAAAAUGAACAGAUGAACACGUCUGAAGAAAAAAGUGAAGGUCUUGCUGCUAAACUAGAAGAAACAGUUAAAGUUGAAGAUGCCUCCAUACAUAGUGGAAAUUGUAGUAUUAAUGAAGAUGAAAUUGACGGUUCCAGCGCUACAGAUGAUUCUCGAAAAGUUCGAGUACGGUCGUUAUUCACCGAUGAACAAAUGGAUUUAUUAAAAAGUUUUUAUAAUAUCAAUUCACGCCCAAAUAAAAAAAUGUUAACAGUCAUAAGCGAUAAAGUUGGUUUACCAGUACGAGUCGUGCGUGUUUGGUUCCAAAAUACGCGCGCGCGAGACCGUCGUGAACAUCGAUAUGUUAUGACAGCUUCCACUGGAUCAGUUUUUAACAUGAAUUCACCCAUGACUGAACUAUCUGUGUCGCCAUCUUUAUCACCAUGUUUAGCUACCUCUGAAGAACCAUUAGAUUUAUCGGUUAAAAAAGAAAGUAGACGAUAUCCAUCGAUAUCUUCGCCAUCGGGAUCUUUCGAUGAUUCCUUCAACUUCAAAAAAUCUGCAUUAAGUCCUGGCUCAUACGCUCAUUCUUACACAACAAAUACUUCUUUACCAUUCGAUUCACCGAAACAAUUUCCUAUCGUACAAAAUGAAAGUCGACUAGCUCAAAUUUUAGCACAACCAUCAACAAACAGCCCAAAUUCCUCAAUACACCAGGGAAAUGGUUUGAAAUUUUUUAACAAUUCGAUGUGGCAAAUGGUGGAAAAAAGUUUUGAACGAAAAUCAAAAUCAGAACGUAUUUCAGACCGUGUUACUGAUACUUCAAAUGGUGGCGAUAUUAAUAAGUCUGCUCCUGAGCAAUUCAUAUGCGAUCAAUGCGAUAAAGCGUUUUCAAAACAAAGUUCGUUAGCACGCCAUAAAUAUGAACAUUCGGGUCAAAGACCCCAUAAAUGUGACUUAUGCACAAGAGCUUUUAAACAUAAGCAUCAUUUAACCGAACACAAGAGAUUACAUAGCGGAGAAAAACCAUUUCAAUGUCGAAAAUGUUUGAAGAGGUUUUCACAUUCAGGAUCAUACAGUCAACAUAUGAAUCAUCGUUUCUCGUAUUGUAAACCGUAUAGGGAAUAAUAUUAAUUUUGCCAAAUUUUUAAUAAAAAAAACCUACUUAAUUCAUAAUUGGAUCU
Messenger RNA from Chrysoperla carnea, 2915 nucleotides. Its product is annotated as zinc finger protein 1-like. The record is from RefSeq and is a predicted model, not a curated record. Lineage: Eukaryota; Metazoa; Arthropoda; Insecta; Neuroptera; Chrysopidae. Gene Ontology annotation, biological process: anatomical structure development; regulation of transcription by RNA polymerase II. Gene Ontology annotation, molecular function: RNA polymerase II cis-regulatory region sequence-specific DNA binding; DNA-binding transcription factor activity, RNA polymerase II-specific. Bases 103 to 2859 code for a protein of 918 amino acids. The transcript has 7 exons.